Morchella sextelata is the source of this 252-nucleotide messenger RNA. RefSeq lists its product as uncharacterized. NCBI's taxonomy places the organism in Eukaryota, Fungi, Ascomycota, Pezizomycetes, Pezizales, Morchellaceae. The coding region runs from base 1 to 252 and encodes 83 amino acids. The record is from RefSeq and is a predicted model, not a curated record. The transcript has a single exon.
AUGGAUUCGAUGGGUAUGCACAGUGCUGCUCUUCCUAGGCCUCCGAGGCCAUUCACUGGUAUCUUUACUCUCGUCUCAUCAUUCAAGAAAAGACUUGCAAAGUCACUCAAACUUGAAAACUGCACUCCCGAGGAGAUUGAUAUCCUCUUUAGGCACUAUGCCAUGUUCUGCCGAACGUUGCCUUACAUGCAGGCACCGGGCCGCGGAACGUCUGAGAAGGAGAUUCGUCAGGGGUUGUUUCGGACCAAAUAG